AUGGAGUCAGUGAGUAGUUGUAUACUGCUAUUCCUGUUGAUUUGCAUAAUUUCACUGCUUGUAAGAGGCAGAUCAAAACCAAACCCAAAACAUCCACCAGGUCCUUCCCCUCUUCCCAUCAUUGGAAACCUCAUUGAACUAGGGAAAAAGCCACACCAAUCUUUGGCCAAGCUAGCUAUGAUGCAUGGCCCUGUAAUGAAGUUAAAGCUAGGCCAAAUAACCACAGUAGUAAUCUCUUCAGCAGAAAUGGCCAAAGAGGUGCUUCAAACCCAUGACCAAUUCUUCUCAAAUCGAUCCGUUCCCCACUCAGUAACAAUUUGCAACCACGAACCCUAUGGCCUGGCCUUCAUGCCCGUGUCACCUCUUUGGCGAGAGUUAAGGAAAAUAUGCAGCACUGAAUUGUUGUCACAAAAGACUCUUGAUGGCAGCAAAGACCUCAGGCGUAAGAUAGUUCAACAACUCAUCAAUGAAAUCCAACAAAGCAGCCAAAUCGGUGAAGCAGUAGAAAUUGGCAAGUCAGUUUUCAAGACUACCAUAAAUUUAUUGUCCAACACUAUAUUCUCACAGGACAUGGUUCACUCUACAAGUAACGCAUUCGAUUUCAAGGAUUUAGUGACCAAUAUCACAAAACUUGUUGGAACACCAAACUUGUCAGAUUACUUUCCUGUGUUGAAGAUGUUUGACCCACAGAGAAUAUUCAAGCACCAGUCAACCAACACCAACAAGGUGUUAACCAUCUUCAAUCGUUUGGUUAACCAAAGGAUUAUGCAGAGGUCCAGCACCGGUUUUGAUGCCAGUAACGACAUGUUAGCCGCUCUGCUCAACAUUUGUCAAGAGAACAAGUUGAUGAACAAUACAGUCAUUGAACAUUUGUUUUUCGAUUUGUUUAUUGCGGGAACAGAUACAACAACGUCAACAUUAGAAUGGGCAAUGACUGAGUUACUCCAUAACCCAAAUGUCAUGUUAAAAGCAAAACAAGAGCUUGACCAAACUAUUGGCAAAGGCAAACUCAUUGAAGAGUCAGACAUAGCUAGACUCCCAUAUUUACAAGCAAUAAUUAAAGAAACCUUCCGCUUGCAUCCGCCGGUACCAUUUUUACUUCCACGAAAAGCUGCGAGAGAUGUCAACAUCAAUGGUUACACCGUCCCAAAAGAUGCUCAAGUGCUAAUCAAUGUGUGGAAAAUUGGUAGGGAUCCAAAGACAUGGGAUAGUCCAAAUAUAUUUUUACCGGAAAGGUUUUUAGAGUCUAAGAUUGAUGUCAAAGGCCAACAUUUCGAGCUUACACCUUUUGGUGGUGGUCGGAGAAUAUGUCCUGGCACACUGUUGGCUACGAGGAUGUUGCUCUUGAUGUUAGGCUCAUUAAUCAACUCUUUUGAUUGGAAGCUUGAAGAUGGUUUGGAAUCAGAGAAUAUGGACAUGGAUGAAAUAUUUGGUAUUACCUUACAAAAGGCUAUACCAUUGCGGGUUGUUCCCAUCAAAAUAUGA
Molecule: messenger RNA, 1485 nt
Organism: Gastrolobium bilobum
Lineage: Eukaryota; Viridiplantae; Streptophyta; Magnoliopsida; Fabales; Fabaceae
Product: geraniol 8-hydroxylase-like
Exons: 2
Coding region: 1-1485 (494 amino acids)
Molecular function (GO): oxidoreductase activity, acting on paired donors, with incorporation or reduction of molecular oxygen; heme binding; iron ion binding
Source: RefSeq, a predicted model, not a curated record